Messenger RNA from Tachysurus vachellii, 958 nucleotides. Its product is annotated as CD48 antigen-like. The record is from RefSeq and is a predicted model, not a curated record. The coding region runs from base 170 to 958 and encodes 262 amino acids. The transcript is spliced from 5 exons. Lineage: Eukaryota; Metazoa; Chordata; Actinopteri; Siluriformes; Bagridae.
AACUCCGAGGGGAAACUGUAGUGAACAUGUUUAGACAGGAGGAGCUUCUGCGCUUUAAUGGAUGUGCGUAAAGACGCUAAACUAACAGUGUCGGAAAACCGUGAAACCGUCAUCAUUGCUCUUAUCUGAAAAUGUUUUGUCUGAGAAACGCUUACUAUGGACUAUAAAAAUGGUGACUAUGUUAGCAGGAAACUGGAUUCUCCGUUCUGUUCUCCUCCUAUUGUGCUGUUUACUGUGUGAAGCUGGAGACGAGAUGGUCACACUGCAGGAAGUGGAAGGAACCACUAUAACUCUCCAUACUGGGAUAACUGGGAUUCAGAGUGAUGCUCAGAUUAUGUGGAUUUAUGGACCUGAGAAAGCAGAGAAAAGGAUAUUGAACAGUUAUGUGCAUAAAGGAGAAAUUUUUACAGACAUCAGUGAGAGAUUUAAAGAGCGACUGCAACUGGACAGAAUCAGUGGAGCUUUAACCAUCAGGAACAUCAGCAGAACUGAUUCUGGAGUUUAUUCAUUACAAGUCAUGAAUGGAUCUACGUUAUCUAGGACUUUCAAUGUCAGUGUUUAUGCUCCAGUAUCAACUCCAGUAAUAAUAAAUGAAAGAGGAAAGCGAAGUGUGUUUUCCACAGAGUCGUGUUUCCUCCUGUGUUCUGUGGAGAAUGGAGAAGAUGUGAAGUUAUCCUGGUACAGAGAGAAUGAGAGAAUCUCCAUCACCAAUAACACAGAUCUCAGUGUUCCCCUCAAUCUCUCACUUCAAAUACAACACAAUGUCACUAAUACUUACAGCUGUGUGUCUGCAAACCCUGUCAGCAAUAAAACAACUUCUCUCAACAUCACACAGCUCUGUGACGUCUCAGAUGAUCCUCCCUCUUCACUGCAUCCUGUUCUGAUAUCUGAAGAAAACUCCACAGUAACGGAUGUUGAAGUAGAGAGAGACCCUGUGGUGUAUUCAGACAUGAGGUGA